UCUCCGGGGAUAGUAGGUGCAGCUUUACUCCUGCACUCUCGGUCUGUAACUGAUGGAAAAGUUCGAGACAUUCUGUCUUUGAUAGAGCUUCGGUGAAGCCGGUUGUACUGUGCUUUUCAAAAUAUCUAAGAUGGUGCGGGAGCAGUACACCACAACCACGGAAGGCACCCACAUAGAGAGGCCAGAGAAUCAGUGUGUCUACAAUAUUGGCAUUUAUGGCUGGAGGAAGCGUUGCCUCUACUUGUUUGUUCUUCUUUUACUCAUCAUCCUCAUUGUGAAUUUGGCCCUUACAAUUUGGAUUCUUAAAGUGAUGUGGUUUUCUCCAACAGGCAUGGGUCACUUGCAAGUAACAGAAGAUGGACUUCGCCUGGAAGGGGAAUCAGAAUUUUUAUUCCCAUUAUACGCCAAAGAAAUAUGCUCCAGAACGGACUCAUCUCUGCUGCUACAGUCCACUCAGAAUGUGACCCUGAACCCGCGCAACUCAGAAGGAGAGGUCACGGGCAGGUUAAAAGUGGGUCCCCAAAUGGUAGAAGUCCAGAGUCAACAGUUUCAGAUCAGCUCCAAAGACGGCAAGCCGCUGUUCACUGCUGACGAGAAGGAAGUUGUGGUUGGUACAGAUAAACUUCGAGUAACUGGGCCUGAAGGAGCUCUUUUUGAACAUUCCGUGGAGACACCCCUUGUCACAGCAGACCCCUUUCCAGACCUUAGGUUGGAAUCCCCCACGCGGAGUCUGAGCAUGGAUGCCCCAAUGGGUGUUCACAUUAAAGCUCUUGCUGGAGAAAUCGAGGCCCUUUCCCAGGAGGAUAUCAUUCUGCAUAGCAGUGACGGAACGCUUGUGCUUGAGGCUGAAACUGUGUGUUUACCCAAGUUGGAGCAGGGGACUCAGGGUCCCGCUGGCAGCUCACAGGGACUCUAUGAGGUUUGCGUGUGUCCAGAUGGGAAGCUGUACCUGUCUGCAGCUGGCGUGGCCACCACGUGCCAGGAGCACAGUCACAUCUGUCUCUGAGCACCCGCCCCCUCCAGGGAGCAGCGCAGUGCCACUGGCCUCAAGCCCUCAUACCUGGGAGUGGCCGGACACCCUGCAGGACUGGGAAGGUGACCGUGGGCAGGAAGCAGGACACACUUUCCAGAGGAACUCGGAAACUGCAUGAUCUCAAAAUGGCGCACGGGUGUUAGAAGUGGAAGAAAUAUCAAAGCGCCGUAUUUAUUUCACUGGACUAAUUUUCAUGAGAACAAUUGUGACUGUUCUCUUCCUCACCUCCCUCCCCUUCUCUUGGACAUGUCAGUGUACAGUGAGAUUCUGAGUUGCUGUGUGGAACUGAUUUGUGAUAUUCAAUUGUGGCUACUAACUCCCCAUAAGUCACAUUGGUCAGUGCUAAAAUGCCCCCGAAGUUCCACACCGUGUUCCCUUUCUACCACUCAAACCUCAGGGUCUCCCUUCAGCUGGAUGCAAAGUGUGUCAGGUUGUACAAGAAAAUCUUCAUGUUUUAAAGGGAAUUUGAGGUUGAUCUGAUUUUCAAUAUUUAGUCAAAGGAAUAAAUUAUACAAAAUCAGUCAUGUGAGCAAUAAAAAUCAACCUAUAUUUUUCACAUA
This is a messenger RNA of Lemur catta (Ring-tailed lemur), 1593 nucleotides long. RefSeq names its product sarcoglycan gamma (gene SGCG). Gene Ontology annotation, biological process: cardiac muscle tissue development; heart contraction. The transcript is spliced from 8 exons. Bases 131 to 1006 code for a protein of 291 amino acids. NCBI's taxonomy places the organism in Eukaryota, Metazoa, Chordata, Mammalia, Primates, Lemuridae. The record is from RefSeq and is a predicted model, not a curated record. Gene Ontology annotation, cellular component: sarcolemma; sarcoglycan complex.